Molecule: messenger RNA, 6102 nt
Organism: Arvicanthis niloticus (Nile rat)
Lineage: Eukaryota; Metazoa; Chordata; Mammalia; Rodentia; Muridae
Gene: Srpk2
Product: SRSF protein kinase 2
Biological process (GO): spliceosomal complex assembly; intracellular signal transduction; regulation of mRNA processing
Cellular component (GO): cytoplasm; nucleus
Molecular function (GO): ATP binding; protein serine/threonine kinase activity
Source: RefSeq, a predicted model, not a curated record
CGCAGGCGCGGUUCCCGCCUCCUCGGCCGGCGAGCGAGUGGAGGCUGCAUCCCGGUGCGGCUGACUGUCGCGUCGCCGCCGCCUCCGCCGCGGAGCCCCCCGCCCGGCUGCCCGGAGUCGGAAUGAGCUCCAGGAAAGUGCUGGCCAUUCAGGCCCGAAAGCGGAGGCCGAAAAGAGAGAAACAUCCGAAAAAGCCGGAGCCUCAACAGAAAGCUCCUUUAGUUCCUCCUCCUCCACCGCCACCACCACCACCACCACUGCCAGACCCCACACCCGCAGAGCCAGAGGAAGAGAUUCUCGGAUCAGAUGAUGAGGAGCAGGAGGACCCUGCAGAUUACUGCAAAGGUGGCUAUCAUCCAGUGAAAAUUGGAGACCUCUUCAAUGGUCGCUAUCAUGUCAUUAGGAAGUUAGGAUGGGGGCACUUUUCUACCGUCUGGCUGUGCUGGGAUAUGCAAGGGAAAAGAUUCGUUGCAAUGAAAGUUGUAAAAAGUGCCCAGCAUUACACAGAGACAGCCUUGGAUGAAAUUAAACUGCUCAAAUGUGUUCGAGAAAGUGACCCCAGUGACCCAAACAAAGACAUGGUGGUCCAGCUAAUUGACGACUUCAAGAUCUCAGGCACGAAUGGGAUACAUGUCUGCAUGGUCUUUGAAGUACUUGGUCACCAUCUCCUCAAAUGGAUCAUCAAAUCCAACUAUCAAGGCCUCCCAGUACGUUGUGUGAAGAGUAUCAUUCGACAGGUCCUUCAAGGGUUAGAUUAUCUACACAGUAAGUGCAAGAUAAUUCACACCGACAUAAAGCCAGAAAACAUCUUGAUGUGUGUGGAUGAUGCUUACGUGCGAAGAAUGGCAGCCGAAGCCACUGAGUGGCAGAAAGCAGGUGCUCCUCCUCCCUCUGGGUCUGCAGUGAGUACGGCUCCACAGCAAAAACCUAUAGGAAAAAUAUCUAAAAACAAAAAGAAAAAGCUGAAAAAAAAGCAGAAGAGACAGGCUGAAUUGCUGGAGAAACGCCUACAGGAGAUUGAGGAACUGGAGCGAGAAGCUGAAAGGAAAGUCCUAGAGGAGAACGUCACCUCUGCAGAGGCUUCCAGUGAGCAAGAUGGAGAAUACCAGCCAGAGGAGAAACUGAAAGAAGCCGAGUUAGAGGACACAACUGAGGAAGAGACAGCCAAGGAUAAUGGUGAAGUUGAAGACCAGGAAGAGAAAGAAGAUGCAGAGAAGGAAAACACUGAGAAGGAUGAAGAUGAUGUUGAACAGGAACUUGCAAACACAGACCCUCUGUGGAUGGAGUCUCCUAAGGCUAAUGGCCAUAUUGAAAAUGGCCCAUUUUCUCUGGAGCAGCCGCUGGAGGAUGAAGAGGAUGAUGAAGAUGACUGUGCAAAUCCCGAGGAGUAUAACCUGGAUGAACCAAAUGCAGAGAGUGAUUACACGUAUAGCAGCUCCUAUGAACAAUUCAAUGGUGAAUUGCCAAAUGGACAACAUAAGAGUUCCUCCGAGUUUCCCACACCGUUGUUUUCUGGGCCCUUAGAACCUGUGGCCUGUGGUUCUGAGCUUUCAGAGGGAUCACCGCUUACAGAGCCGGAGGAGAGCAGUCCAUCCCAUGACAGAAGCAGGACAGUUUCAGCCUCCAGUACUGGGGACUUGCCAAAAACAAAAACUCGGGCAGCUGACCUGUUGGUGAACCCUCUGGAUCCACGGAAUGCAGAUAAAAUUAGAGUAAAAAUUGCUGACCUGGGAAAUGCUUGUUGGGUGCAUAAACAUUUCACAGAGGAUAUCCAGACACGUCAGUAUAGGUCCAUAGAGGUUUUGAUAGGAGCAGGCUACAGCACGCCCGCAGACAUUUGGAGUACAGCAUGCAUGGCAUUUGAGCUGGCCACAGGAGACUAUUUGUUCGAACCGCAUUCUGGGGAAGACUACUCCAGAGAUGAAGACCACAUAGCCCACAUCAUAGAGCUGCUAGGCAGUAUCCCAAGGCACUUUGCUCUGUCUGGAAAAUAUUCUCGGGAAUUCUUCAAUCGCAGAGAUCACAUAGCAUUGAUCAUUGAACUGCUGGGGAAAGUCCCUCGAAAAUACGCUAUGUUGGGGAAAUAUUCCAAGGAGUUUUUCACCAGAAAAGGAGAACUGCGGCACAUCACCAAGCUGAAGCCCUGGAGCCUCUUUGAUGUACUUGUGGAAAAGUAUGGCUGGCCCCAUGAAGAUGCUGCACAAUUUACAGAUUUCCUGAUCCCAAUGUUAGAGAUGGUUCCAGAAAAACGAGCCUCAGCUGGCGAAUGCCUUCGACAUCCUUGGUUGAAUUCUUAGCAGAUUCUACAAAUAUAGCAUUCUGAGCUAGCAGGUUUUCCCAGUACAUCGGACCUAAACAGUGGCUCUCAUUCUUUAACAGGAUUACAAGGGAGCUGGCUCCACCCUCAGACCUUUGUUUUGCUUUGAGGUACUGUUGUUUGACACUUUGCUUCCCGUGCACCAUGGUCCUGGGGAAUGGUGGUCUUUGUCUUCAGCUAAGUAGAUUACUGGCCAUUUUCUUCUGGAAACAAUAACAUGUCUCUAAGCAUUGUUUCUUGUGUUGUGUGACAUUUAAAUGUCAAUUUUUUUGAAUGAAAAAUACUUUCCCCUCUGUGUUUUGGCAGGUUCUGUAACUAUUUAUGAAGACAUAUUUUAGCUGAGUAUUAUAUAAUUUACAAUCUUAAGAAAUUAUCAGUUGGAACCAAGAAAGAGCAAGGAAAUGUACAAUUUUAUCUUCUGGCAAAAGGAAAUCAUUCCUGUAUUAUAGUGUAUGUAACUAUUAAUUUGCAAAAAUAGGGGAUGAGGAUUCACAUUCAGAAAAGCUACCCAGUCCUGAGUGCUUUUUAGCCUACAUUGCAUGUUGCAGAUUUCCACUGCUUCAAGAAGUUGUGCAAACUUUUCAUUCCAUGACAGUCCAAGUGGUUCUGGAUUAGGUGCCAUGCCCUCUGUGGCACUUUAGAGGAAGAAAAAACUUUAAAAAUUUGACAUAAUCUAGCAAUUCUAUUUGUAUUUUGCAUAUUUUAAAAACUAUGUUUAAAGUAUAAGUCAUUUCCACUUAAAAUGUGAUGGCCCAAUCCCAUGUAGUGUCGCCUCUUACAAGCACUGUAAGUUAAAUACAUAGAUUAAAUUGGACAAGAGAAAUAUGUUCAGUGUGUGGAAUGAAAAAAAAUAAUAUCUUUUUGGAAAAGCAUGAUCGUGUUGUUUAAAACACAAGGUAUGGCUUAUAUAGUUUGCAACGCAGUGGACAGAACGCUCCUCCCAGCUUAAAGGUAACGGUGAUCGUGUCCAUCCCAUAGGCAGCUUCCCUGGCUACUGCAGCUCCCCUUGCCUUUCGUUACUUCCCAUGAAGGCCAUUUCCCCUUUGCAGACCGCAUACAGUUUUAGUUUAUGCAUUUCCUUAAAAUUAACUGUAGAAUCCAGGAUACAAACCAUUAGUAGGCAAUACUAUUUUAGAAUGUAACAUAGGAGGUGUAUUUAGCCUCUUUUAGAAGUCAGUGGAUUGAAUGUCUUUUUUUAAAAACUUUUUAUUCAUUAAGGUGCCUCGUUUUUCUUGACCUUGUCCAUUAACAUUUAUCCAUAUGCCUUUGCAAUAAUUAGAUUGUGAAAAGCUAACAAGUGUUGUAACAAUAAUCCUUCGUUUGGGGUGCUUGCACUUGUCUUUAAUUAAAGUGUUUUGGGGUGUUUUUCCAGACAUUGCCUUGGUUAUUUGAAGAGACAGAAUCAACAUACAUUUGCUCUCAGUAGAGUGUCAACAAAAGGAGGUGCAGAUUAAGUCACGGGACAUGCAUUAGGGCAGAAUGGAUUUUAUGAAUGAGGCUUUAGUUAUAGCUUCAUUAUCUACAAUGUGGGUGUCCCCCCUUUUUAAAUCAGUGUUUCAUUGUAAGUGAAUGGUUUUCUCCUCCUACCCAGUCUUUCCCUCUGGGAACAAGAUACAUAUCCCUCUUAGGGGUUAACAUUAUUGUAUCAUACACUGUAGUGAGAUAGAAGGUGCCACUCAUUCAUAAACUAUGCAUGCUGAGUUUUUCUAAUGAGGCUAUGGGUUGCCUUAUAGAGCCUAUGACAGAUGGUUGCUGUUAAGUCAUGAUUUCUAUAGACACAUUCCUGUAAGAACCACAGAGUAAGUUUAUGUCUUCCCUACCUCUGAAAGAACUUUUACGAUUUGAAUGAAAUUUGUCUAAUGCAGUUAGAAAUGUCAAGUUGGAAAAGGAAGCUAGAAUAUUAUUCUUAAGGUGGUUCUUCUAUUAAUACCCAAACUAGCUUACGGUAUACAAGGAGUUCUAGAAUACACUUUUGUGAUUGGUACCAUAUGGUUCUAUCAGAUUCUUGGUAGCAUGAUGAAAAGAAUAAAUGUAAAGGUUGGCUGUUGGGGCGCACUCCUUUAAUCUCAGCACUUGGGAGGCAGAGGCAGGAAGAUCUCUGAGUUUGAAGCCAGCCUGGUCUGCAUAAGUUCUAGCCCACCCAAGGCUAUAUAGUGAGAUCCUGUAUUGAAAGCCUAGGAAGAAAGAAAAGAAUAAAAACUUAAAGUGAACCAUUGGUUAUUUGAAACAUUAUAGUCAACUAAGUCUUUUUAGUGGAAAGACCCUGUGAAAUCUCCAUAGAAAAUUACAAGCAGUGGGUCUCAUGUGACCUUUAACAGAUUUAGAAAUAGCUAAUCUAAAAAUUGGCAGAGCGGUCCAAAGAAAAAGUGGGUAUUAGGGAGUUUGAAGUAAGUAUACUUUUUAGGCAAGAUCUUGUUUUUCCAUAUUCUCUGCACCAUGCAUAACAGGUAAAACUUUCAUUGGAAUAGAAAACACGUUCAGUUUAUUUUUCUUUUCUUCUUCUUAUUUUGUGAGGCAAAAACUCAGAGAUCUGCCUACCUAGGCAUGCCAACCCCCUCCCACCCCUCAACCACACACACACACACCCUCUUUCUCUUAAGUUUGUACAGUGUGUUCAUUAAAGAUUAUAUUUAGUUGAUGUCUUUCAGUUUGCAUAAGAUCUUUCAUUAUGAAUUACUUAUAUAGCCGGCUACUUUGAAAGUCAGUGGACAAGUGAUUGAUUUUAAGGAUGAAUAUCCCUGUUUCUUUGGUCUAUUUGAAAUUGUCAAGGAGGGACAAUGUGAACCUAUCCAGUUUUUAGACUAAGGUUUCUUUAGUAAACAUCCUAAGGAGAACAUUGGUAAGUGAAAGAUGGCAAGGUACCUGGUGUUCUUCAAAAACUUGAAGAUUUGUUUUAAGCCCUAAAUGAGCUAUAUUCUUGAAUACCAUCAGAGUUAAUUUUCAAAUUGGAAUUAAAUGAUAAAACAUGAUUUAAAUCACUACCAAAUUUAACUCUAAGUUUACUGUUUUUCCUGAUGCACAAAACUUAUAUACUGUGCCCAACUGUGUCAUGUGUUUGGAAGGUGGUAAAUAGGGUCACUCCUGAGAGGUAGACACCAGAAGCUGGUAAUGGAAAUAAGUCACAGCUGAUGGAUCUUCUUUCAGUAAUAAAAUAUUCACUGAGACCCUCUUCAUUCUAUUAUUUGACAUAUUUCAGAAUAACGCCUUUCCCCCUUGGUUUUGUUUAAAGAGAUCUAUUUUCUACAAUUUAAAAAAAAGCUCUAAAGCAAGGUAUUAAAUACUACAUUUUUAUAUCAGUUUUAAUUAUUAGUGGAGGUAUUUCAGUCACAUUCUAUAAACUGUACAAAUUAAAUCUCCCUGUGUUAUAAGUACUGCAGUAUGCAACUGUACAGGAUGGAAUGACUCAGUAAUGUGGAUUCAUGUUGUGUUAGAACGUUAGACUCUGAGUUUGUUAGCUGAGUCACAUGGUGUGGCUACUGAGUUUCCUGUGACGCAUGCUCCUAGAGACAAGGCCAGUAUUUGUUGGAGAGGACUGUGGGACACUGUGGGACCCGCCCAGACUGGCUGCCAGUAGCUUGCAGUGCAGCUGAGGUAGCAGCUACUGAAGAAAAUGGAUGAUGGUUCUUUACUUACAAAUUAUAUUUGAAAAUUGUAACUUUUGUAAAAUCAUUAAGCAGACCUAAAUCUCAGAAGUUGUACAGAACAAUUUAGUAAAACUGACAUAAUUGUGGUUUAUUAACAUGAAUUAAAAUGCCCAACCAGUGCUUCAAUGUGACAGCAUAUUU